AUGACAGACUCUAACAAGAUGAUCAUCAACUUGGCCCUCUUUGGCAUGACUCAGAGUGGAAAAAGUUCUGCUGGGAACAUUCUUUUGGGAAGCACUGACUUCCACAGCAGCUUUUCUCCAUGUUCUGUGACCAAAGAUUGCUGUCUGGGCCGCAGUUGUCACCUCUGUGGCUUCAUGCAUCGAGGGGGGCAAGAGAUUACCCUGCAGAUCCAGGUGUUGGACACUCCAGGUUAUCCACACAGCAGACUGACCAAGAAGCAUGUGAAACAGGAAGUCAAGGAGGCCCUGGCACAUCACUUUGGGCAAGAGGGUCUCCAUCUUGCACUGCUGGUCCAGAGAGCAGACAUGCCUCUUUGUGGACAGGAAGUAUCUGACUUAGUCCAGAUGAUUCAGGAACUUCUAGGACAUUCUUGGAAGAAUUACACUGCCAUUCUUUUCACCCAUGCAGAAAAAAUAGAAGAGGCUGGGUUCAGUGAAGAUAAAUACUUGCAUGAGGCCUCCGAUACACUGCUAACCCUGCUAAAUUCUGUACAGCGCAGAUAUAUCUUCCAGUAUAAAAAAGGAAACUCACUUAAUGAACAAAGAAUAAAAAUCUUAGAAAGAAUCAUGGAAUUUAUAAAAGAAAAUUGUUACCAAGUUCUUACCUUUAAAUAA
Lynx canadensis (Canada lynx) is the source of this 654-nucleotide messenger RNA. It is a transcript of the gene GIMD1, whose product is annotated as GIMAP family P-loop NTPase domain containing 1. Lineage: Eukaryota; Metazoa; Chordata; Mammalia; Carnivora; Felidae. The transcript is spliced from 2 exons. Gene Ontology annotation, molecular function: GTP binding. The record is from RefSeq and is a predicted model, not a curated record. Bases 1 to 654 code for a protein of 217 amino acids.